Molecule: messenger RNA, 480 nt
Organism: Protopolystoma xenopodis
Lineage: Eukaryota; Metazoa; Platyhelminthes; Monogenea; Polystomatidea; Polystomatidae
Source: the annotation of a GenBank genome assembly
AUGAGUCCAGUUGCCGACCGGGUGAGGGUGAACGGCAGACAGGCGACCGGACACCGAGUAGGCCCGGGACGCGCCAAGAUACCGGAGCGGUACGUGAGUGAACAGUCGCUGGAGAGGUACACGGAGACGGCCGAGCCCGCGUUGUUUGGCGAAGCCGAGUCUCGAGGGGUGGGGAAGAAGAGUCGCGUGGCGGCGCCUCAGUCAUCUGCUCGUGCGGCCAGAUCGCACUCCCUUCAGCCUCUCGAGUCUGGCGGCGCCGACCGGCCCGCCCCCCGAGAUCGAGUCCCUUCGACUGGUGAGCGCCAAUGCCCGAGUCCGGAGGCGUCGACCGCGGCACUCGGACUGCCCCCGGACCGCGAGUUGGCCCGACAGGCCGACGUCGACCCGGCCUCGAUCCGCCAUUUCUACGUGAAGCGGCUCAACGGCAGUCUUGGAUUGAGCAUAGUUUCUGCGAAGGUAAGCGACUCCCUUUCGUGUUGA